CAAUUUUCAUCAAUCCGAAAAUACCACCUCAAUAAGACAUGAUCCAACCGAAGUGACAACUGUAUACAACUACGAAGACUUAUUUCAUGGCAAUUGGCACAUUGUCAAGAUGUACAAUGCUACAAAAAUUACUUUCAAUACUUCCUAAAGGCGUUGGCCUUGAAAAUGCUAAUGUUGUUAAUUCAAGCUCAAUCAUCAAACGCAGCAUUUGCAGCACAGCGACAUUAUGGAAGAAGAAGAUGCCAGACCGUCCAGCACCGAUAGAUGAAGCCGAAUUUACAGAGGUAUUCUUGCAUGGCAGCGGGCCUGGAGGUCAGAAAAUCGUAGGUCGUCCCUCUAUCGAGUCGAAACCUUACCUGAAAUCCACAACUCAUCAUUUCACAGAAUAAAACUUCCUCCGCAGUUCAGUUAAAACAUAUUCCAACAGGUAUGGUCCUCAAAGUUCAAGCCACCCGCUCUCGUACACAGAAUCGCAAAAUUGCCCGGCAAAUGCUGGCGGAAAGGAUUGAGCUAUUAGAGAAAGGGAAGGAGAGUAGGGUCGCGAUUGUGGGGGAGACGAAAAGGAAAAAGAAGAGCAGUGCAGCGAAAAAGAGUAAGAGAAAAUAUCGACUUCUGGCGGAAGAGAAAGCAGCGAAAUCAGAGGACGACAAGGUAGAGGAACAAGAGGAGCUUGACGAGGAUGACGGGGAGAUUUUUGAAGACAAGGAAACUUUGACGCAAGAGUCAUCAAAGGAAGGGGCGUGACCUCUCAUAUUAAGAAUAUCUCUUCGGAUUUACCGCGUCAUGAUUCAACUAGAGUUCUUAAAUGUCUUUCUAGAGCCAUGCUGCCAUCGAUCAUGGCCGUGUAUAUCCGCAUAUUUUGCUGCUAUAUCCGCCCACCUUUCCACUAUAUACUUGGAAGUUAAGCAUAUAUAGCUCCAUCAACUACUGCUUCACAUUCAACACUCAACAUUCACAUGAUGACAAGCUCAAAACUUUACGAAAUAAACUCCUCCACUCGACUCAAUGUCCUCUCUUCAGGCGUACCCAACUCCUCACCAGCCCUAAUUUUUCUACAUCUCUGGGUUGGUUCUUCCAGCACCUAUUCCCCUCUUAUGAAUCUUCUCUCCGCCAACUAUUAUUGCUUAGCUAUUGAUUUCCGAGGCUGGGGCUCCUCCACAGGCACACAAGAUCCAGAUGCGUAUCAUAUCCGGGACCUUUCCAAAGACAUUUUUACUCUUAUUCCCCAGCUCUUACCCCCAGAUCAUUCUUUCAUUCUAAUCAGCCAUUCAAUGGGCAGAAAAGUUGCUAUGCAUCUCUCUUUUACAAUUGAAACGCUUCCUCCUAUAAAGUCUUUUCCUAAGCUCCGAGGCCUCGCACUUCUUGCGCCUGCUCCUCCUACGUCCUUGGUUCUUCUCGAGGAAAUGGCAAAGCAGCAACUGACUGCUUUCGAUACUAUUGAAGCUGCUACUUUUACUAUUAUUCGCAUCCUGUCCGCUACGCCUCUCCCUGACCAUGUGGCCGGUAGUCUAGUGACUAAUGCGGUAACUGGCAAUCAGUGUGCGAAAGCAGCGUGGCCUGAAUAUGGAAUGAAGGAGGAUAUAUUGGAAGAGUCAAGGAAGAUCACUUUGCGGACGUUGGUACUUGCUGGUGGGGAAGAUAAGGUUGAAACGUUAGAGAGAGUGAAAGAAACACUGGACAAUCUAAGCGGGGUAGUGGAGAAGAGAAAGAUAUUGAUAGUCCUGGAUGGGGGUGGGACAUCUGAUGAUGUUGGAGGCUCCGAACGAGGUGAGUCGUGAGAUUGUGGGGUUUGUUGGAAGCGUUGUGCGUGAGAUGGUCCAGCCCAAGGAUUAAACUCAGGCUCGUGGUUCAACGAGUGGCAUAUAUUGUCAUUGAUAUCGAAGGUAGUGAUUAAAGGUUAGAAACGAGUUGUCACGAAUUUUUAUGGUUGGUGAGAAUCCGCAUUGUGGGAUCGAAUACGAGUUGUGUCGUUAAUGCGUAAUGCCAUUAAUGGUGUUA
This is a messenger RNA of Sclerotinia trifoliorum, 1998 nucleotides long. The record is from the annotation of a GenBank genome assembly. Lineage: Eukaryota; Fungi; Ascomycota; Leotiomycetes; Helotiales; Sclerotiniaceae.